Messenger RNA from Heterobasidion irregulare TC 32-1, 543 nucleotides. RefSeq lists its product as uncharacterized. Lineage: Eukaryota; Fungi; Basidiomycota; Agaricomycetes; Russulales; Bondarzewiaceae. The transcript is spliced from 2 exons. The record is from RefSeq and is a predicted model, not a curated record. Bases 1 to 543 code for a protein of 180 amino acids.
AUGUUUGGCUGGACCUUCAAUGGGACACACACGUUCAGCUGGAAGACGAAGCAUGCGUGCGGGAGUUCGCAGGCCGUGCCCUCGCAGCCGAAGCCGCCUCCACCCUCCGAGGAUUCUCCCGAGAAAGACCAUACGCCGCCGCCUACCGAGGGCCACCGUCCACCGCCAGAGGACGAUAAAGAUAAAUUUACGCAGCCGCCGCCCGUCUCCGAGCACGCUUCCCGCGCGUCGAUGAUGACCAUUUUGCUUUGCACGGCCGCGGGAUUCUUCUGCAUCGGAUAUAUUCUUCUGCACCCUCCAUCGUCCGUUCGCCAGCGCCUCGCGCCCUAUGUCCGCGCGUUCCGCCGCUCACGGUUCCGGGGUGCCAUCAGCGAAUCCAAGCUCUUACAAUGGGCGCAAGAAGACAUUGACCUGAUGGACGAGAAUGAGGACGAGAUGGUCAAUGCGCACGGGGAAGAAGACGUGUUCAGGCUCGACGAGCAGAUCCCGUUGAAGCCGAGCCCGAAGCGCGGGCUGAAGACGAACUACGGGACGGCGAAGUGA